GUGACAGCUGUUUACAUAAUCAUUGCAGUGACUGUGUGCGUGUGCAGGUAGCCUACACGUAAGUGUCCCUUUACAUUUUGGGCACAAUAAUGAAUUAGGUCAGUUUGAGUUUAUAACCGCUCUCAGGUAAAAAAAAAAAUCGUAUCAACACAGGAUGGCCAAAACUACAGCCAACGAUAUCCAGGAACCAAGUUUAACACCCAGAAUCGUCAUUAUAGGAGCUGGAAUUGCGGGCCUGUCUGCAGCGAGAGUUUUACAUCAGAGUGGUUUUCACGAUGUGCAGGUGUUGGAGGCGCUCGAUCGUGUCGGAGGGAGGAUAAACACCGUCACGUGUGAGAAGGGCAUCAUAGAUAUGGGAGCUCAGUUCAUACACGGCCACAAGGGCAACGUAAUCUACGACAUCGCUCAGGCCAACGACCUCGUACUCCUGCCCUCCGAUGAGUAUGACAGUGCUAGUUCUGACAGUGAGGGGAGGGAGAGACACCCCACAGGAGAGGAGGACUCUAAGGGCAGACUCUUCGCAUCAUACUCUGAACAGGGACUGUUCUUCACAUCUAAAGGAGACAACAUCAGCAGGAAGCUCGUCCAGGAGUUGAUGAGAGUCUUCGAUAAAAUAUCUGAGAAUGGAGAUCUCUUUUAUGAGAGAUAUGUUGAAAAGAGGAAAAUGUGGAAAAAAGAAGAUGGAAAUAUGUCUCUGGAUGGCGACCCUGGAUCAGAGGAGUCAUAUUUAUCUUACGGAGAAUUCAUAGACAAAUGUUUUAAUGAAUACAUGGAAACGUGCAACGAUUCACCUUACAUGGAACAGAUUAAGCAAGCAUUUAACAAAUAUGUAUUUUAUUUGGAGUGUAUUGACAAUGGUUGUAAAUCGCUGUACAAUCUUUCACUCGAGGGAUGGGGGAAGUUCCCUGACUUGGAGGGAAGUUAUGACACCGAAGUCAAACAAGGAUUCUCCAGUGUUCUCAACAUUUACUUGAAUGACAUACCUGCUGAUAUCAUACGUUUGUCGAAACCGGUUGCUUGUGUACAAUGGAAACACUGUGGUGAUGCUUUAGAAGCAGCCAAUGACAGUUCGCAAAGUAAAAAUCCAACCCCAGAUGCUGUUGAUGUGAAUCCUAACAAAAUCGAAAAAGGUUUUAAUGCCAAUCAAAACACAAAAGCUAAGCAGCCAAAGUUAGAUGGUGGUGAUGCCAGUCCAAACCCAAGAACUGAGGAACAAAACUCAAAUACACUAGGAAGCAAGAAGCUGGCAGAUGGUGAUGCCAAACUGAACCCAAGAUUUGGAAAGCCAAGAGCAGUGAUUUGGUGUGAUGAUGGAACAAGUUACGAGGCUGAUCAUGUCAUAGUGACGUCAUCACUUGGAUUCCUGAAGUCUAACCAUCUGACUUUCUUCCAGCCCCGUCUCCCAGCAACCAGGCAGUUGGUGAUUGAACACGCAGGCUUCGGAACUGUCAAUAAAGUCUUCUUGGUGUGGAACCAGCCUUUCUGGAGCAAGGAUGAUGGGUUCACUGGCUAUCAGUUUCUGUGGUUGGACAACAUCCCUGUUCACGUUCCUUCAGCUAAGAGUCAGCUUAAGACAUCGGCGGGUCUGAACUGGUAUGAUAACUUUGUGGGAUUCGACACUGUACGUGACCACCCUAACGCUUUGCUGGGCUGGUUUUGCGGAGAGCACGCGGAACUGAUGGAACUGGUGCCGGAGGAGGAGGUCCGCGAUGUGUGUACUGACCUACUCACACUCUUCCUCAACAGACACAUUCCCAAGCCAAAACAGAUUAUACGUCAGUUGGUCGCUUAUAACCUGAAGCUAGUAGAGACAAACCAGGUUUCUGGGUCCCUGUCGAUCGUCGCGCCAUCUGGAAUAGAGUUAUCUCCACCUGUUUCAGCUAAGACGCUCAUUACAAGGGGUUCUACUCCAUCGUGCUCAUGGCACUGGUAUAUUAUGCGGACUACAAAUUCCUCUGGGCAGAUGUGGGUAGUUCCGGAGCCUCGUCUGACGCCUAGAUUUACAACGAGUCCGAACUCAAAGAAAUGGCUGAAGAUGGAACCAUUGGCUUCCCUGCUCCAGAUCCUCUUCCUAAUGACUACAAUGAUGUGCCAUACUUCUUCGUCGUUGAUGACGCGUUUGGCCUACGGAAGCACAUGA
This is a messenger RNA of Gigantopelta aegis, 2140 nucleotides long. Its product is annotated as spermine oxidase-like. Lineage: Eukaryota; Metazoa; Mollusca; Gastropoda; Neomphalida; Peltospiridae. Bases 155 to 2140 code for a protein of 661 amino acids. The transcript has 5 exons. Gene Ontology annotation, molecular function: polyamine oxidase activity. The record is from RefSeq and is a predicted model, not a curated record.